Dictyostelium discoideum AX4 is the source of this 588-nucleotide messenger RNA. RefSeq names its product Ran GTPase binding protein. NCBI's taxonomy places the organism in Eukaryota, Evosea, Eumycetozoa, Dictyosteliales, Dictyosteliaceae. Bases 1 to 588 code for a protein of 195 amino acids. The transcript has 2 exons. The record is from RefSeq and is a predicted model, not a curated record.
AUGUCAGAAACUUUUGAAAAAAGACAAUUAUAUGGUGGAGCAAUUGAAAUUGAUAUACCAAGAAGAUUCAUUGAUGUUACAAGUUAUAGACAUAUACCAGAUCAUCAAGAAUUAUUCUCUGAUGAGAAAUCAGAUCAAAGUGUAAUCAUUGAAUUAAACGAAUUCCAAGACCAUAUUUCAAAUGCAAAUGCCAUCAAACAUCACUAUGAAGUCCUUGUUGAAGAUGCAGGUAUCUCCACUGAUAAAUCAGUGAUUUUAAACUUUAGAGAAUUAACACAAGCUGAAAUGCCAAAUUUUGAUGCAUCCAUUCCAAAAUACGUUUUAUUAGCACAACAAAAGAUAGCCAAAUUUAAUGAAACCGCUGAAAAUACUAUUAAUAUAUAUAUGGCAUUGGUUAGAUUAGAAAAAUCAAAAACAGACCUUUUAAUUACCUUUAAUGAAGCUAUUGCAUUAGCACCAACAAGUAGCAGUGUGGCGGUCGUUCAAAAUUUAACACCAUCAAAUGAUCAAUCAAAAUCUGAACAAUUAUUUUUAACAAUGUUAAAAUCAUUCAAAAUUAAAGAUUAUUCUUUAUUCGUACAUAAUUAA